UAUGUCACAAUCUGCGAGAGCGUUCAACGAUACAGACGUCGCCCAUAACAACUCAACAGUGGCAAAAUGGCGGCGCUCAGUAUGGGAGCGUUUGGCGCUUACAAACAUGCGUAUAGUAAAUAUGUGCAGGAUUUAGAACAACGCGAACGAGAAAUUUUAAACGGAGAAGAGGAGGCUCCCGAAGUUGAAACUGUUUGGAUAACUAAAAGAUAUGCUCCAACCGACUUACGCUUAAGCGCUCCAGUUCCCCGCCACAAGCUCUUGGCGCCAAGGCAAUUGCCCGUGCCAGAGCGUCACUGGAUGCCAGCCGGAGACCCUCCACUGAGAAGUUUUGAGAGGAGCACCUCGGCUUUAAUCUACAGAUCUCACCAGUCGACGAGAUGUGAGGAUUACUCAACUCUUCGACAAAUGCUCCCCUCUGAAGGAAGUGUCAGAAAAAUUAAUCCCCCAAGCUGGGGAACCAGUUACUCCCUGCCUCCAUUAUGUAUUGAUAGACCGGCCAAAAGAUUUCCGUUAGUGAACAGCCCUAUGACCAGAUACGUUGAUGACAUGCACCUGACCAACCGACUCUUCAAGCUCCACUAGCGCCCUCUACAGUCAGCCUCGAUUCCAUUUUUUUGUCAUUUGCGUGCUGCAAUCAAAUUUGUGUGUGUUCAUUUUCUUUCAUAUACGUAUUCGUAAAAACUGAGUACUAUUUGUAAACAUUCUUGUUUGUGUGUUUACUUUCUUAGAAAUGUAGCAUUGCUCAAAAUGUAUGUGCACUAGAAAAACAUAUUUAUUUUAAACAUUUUUUUAUUCUAAAUGUAUGUGUAUAAGAAAUUGCGCUAUCUUUUCAUAUUUGUUUAAUUAUGAUUUAUGUCAGUUAAAGAGUUAAAGAAGCAGAAAUUGGAAAUGCGUUUUUUUUCUUGUGAAUAUGUUAAUUAUUUAUGUAAACAUCAAUUUAUGACUAGGUCUUAUUUUGAUGAAUAUUAUAAAUCGAAUAAGUGAAAACUAUAUUUUUAACUAUAAAAUUUGUCUUCGAAACAUAAUAAUACUGUUUAAAUAUUUCUGUACAAACUAAUUGUCAGAAGGCUUUUUUAAUCCGGAAAGCAAACUCAUCACAGUGAUUACUUCCCUUGGCAGAUUGUACUGAAAAGGGGAGAUCACUGCGUAGGAGAUUGUCCGGAAAAAAUAUAAAAUAAGAAUAAUAUGGAAUAUAUGUCUGUAGAUAGUUAGUGUACAUUUGGAAUUUUUAGAGAGAAAGAUAUGUUGUAAAUUCACAUAAAAUGUGACUUUCUACUUCAGAAAACCCCCGUAUUUAAAAAAAUAUCUAUAUAUAGAUUAUGUAAAAAUUCAUAUUUUAAAUGUCCUCUUUAGUCGCAUUAUCAGUAUUAGAAAAUAUUUCCCAAUGUUAAAAUAGGGUAAAUCUGUUGUUAAACACUAUAUAUUUUAGUAUUAAACAAACGCUUUAUUUAUUAUUUGUUAUACCGAGCAGUAUUAUUAUAUAGUAAAUAAAGAAAUACAUAUUGUUACAA
Ruditapes philippinarum (Manila clam) is the source of this 1514-nucleotide messenger RNA. RefSeq lists its product as uncharacterized. The record is from RefSeq and is a predicted model, not a curated record. The transcript is spliced from 2 exons. The coding region runs from base 67 to 585 and encodes 172 amino acids. NCBI's taxonomy places the organism in Eukaryota, Metazoa, Mollusca, Bivalvia, Venerida, Veneridae.